GGCUCGAACGCGACGGUCCACGCGACGGGCGUCGUCAAGGAGACGGGCAAGAAGUUCUGGAGCACCAAGGACCCCGGCCAGCAGCCCUUCUCCUACCAGGCCGGCGUCGGCGGCGUCAUCAAGGGCUGGGACCAGGGCUGCCUCGGCAUGACCGUCGGCGAGGUCCGCGAGCUCGUCAUCCCCGCGGACGAGGGCUACGGCGCGAACGGCUUCCCCGCGUGGGGCAUCCCGCCGGGCGGUACGCUCAACUUCACGCUCGAGUGCCUCGAAGUC
Molecule: messenger RNA, 273 nt
Organism: Aureococcus anophagefferens
Lineage: Eukaryota; Pelagophyceae; Pelagomonadales; Pelagomonadaceae
Exons: 1
Molecular function (GO): peptidyl-prolyl cis-trans isomerase activity
Source: RefSeq, a predicted model, not a curated record